AUGGAGUUGGGAAAUUACACCAGAGUCAAAGAAUUUACAUUUCUGGGGCUUACUCAAUCCCAAGACCUAAGCUGGGUCUUAUUUCUGCUUUUGUGUUUUGUGUAUGUGGUAACUCUGCUGGGAAACCUCCUCAUCAUGGUCACCGUGACCUGCGAGCCCCGCCUUCACACCCCCAUGUACAUCCUGCUCCGCAACCUCUCUGUCCUGGACAUCUGCUUCUCCUCUGUCACUGCACCCAAGGUCCUAGUCGACCUUCUCUCAAGGAAAAAGACCAUCUCCUUCCCGGGCUGCAUCACCCAGAUGUUCUUCUUCCACCUCCUUGGUGGGGCAGACAUUUUCUCUCUCUCUGUCAUGGCCUUGGACCGCUACGUGGCCAUCUCCAGGCCCCUGCACUACGUGACCGUCAUGAGCAGCGGGCGGUGCACGGCCUUCAUCGCGGCCUCUUGGCUGGGCGGCUUCAUCCACUCCAUCGUGCAGAUCGCCCUCUUGCUCCCGCUCCCCUUCUGCGGGCCCAACGUUCUCGACACUUUCUACUGCGAUGUCCCGCAGGUCCUCAACCUCGCCUGCACUGACACUUUUGCUCUGGAGAUCCUGAUGAUUUCCAACAAUGGCCUGGUCACUACGCUGUGGUUUAUCUUCCUGCUUGUGUCCUACAUGGUCAUCCUGACAAUGCUGAGGUCUCACACAGGCGAGGGCAGGAGGAAAGCCGUCUCCACCUGCACCGCCCACAUCACCGUGGUGACCCUGCACUUUGUGCCCUGCAUCUACGUCUACGCCCGGCCCUUCACUGCCCUCCCUGCGGAUAAGCCCAUCCACGUCACCUUCACGGUCAUCUCCCCUCUGCUCAACCCCCUGAUCUACACCCUGAGGAACCAGGAGAUGAAGUCAGCCAUGUGGAGACUGCAGAGAAGACUCAUUCUUUCUGAAAGAAAAUAG
Chinchilla lanigera (long-tailed chinchilla) is the source of this 936-nucleotide messenger RNA. RefSeq names its product olfactory receptor 4D11-like. The transcript has a single exon. Gene Ontology annotation, molecular function: G protein-coupled receptor activity; olfactory receptor activity. The coding region runs from base 1 to 936 and encodes 311 amino acids. Gene Ontology annotation, cellular component: membrane. Gene Ontology annotation, biological process: G protein-coupled receptor signaling pathway. Lineage: Eukaryota; Metazoa; Chordata; Mammalia; Rodentia; Chinchillidae. The record is from RefSeq and is a predicted model, not a curated record.